Symbiodinium necroappetens is the source of this 1161-nucleotide messenger RNA. Lineage: Eukaryota; Dinophyceae; Suessiales; Symbiodiniaceae. The record is from the annotation of a GenBank genome assembly.
AUGAUGACUCCUCUCAGCGCCAUGUUGCGACGACAGGUUUUCCAACUGCGUCUGCAGAACCCUGCAAGGCAAUACUACCACUCCCUGUGGGCCAUGUCUGUGCGCAGUAAGGCGAACAUGGCUGGUGAGCUGAAGAAGCCUGAAGAAGCUUCUCUCGACCUCAAUCAUUUGAUCACAGCAAACCGCUGGUCCGGCGACGAACUCGCGGCGGUUAAAACCACGCACCGGGAGCCCACUGACUGGGUUGACUGGGCAUCUUACAUGACUGUGAGGACCCUCAGGUCCAGCUUCGACCUCUUCUCUGGCUACAAAUUCCGAACCACCUUGGGGGCCAUGCACGAGCGGGAUUGGCUUCGUCGUGUGAUCUUCUUGGAAACAGUGGCAGGAGUUCCAGGUAUGGUGGCGGGUAUGGUGCGUCAUUUGCAUUCGCUGCGUCUCAUGCGCCGAGAUCACGGCUGGAUACAUUCCUUGCUUGCAGAGGCCGAAAAUGAGCGCAUGCAUCUCCUGAUCGCACUGAAUUUGCGACGUCCUGGGCCGGUCUUCAGGGGAAUUGUCAUUGCAGGUCAGGGGGUGUUUCUCACUUGGUACAGUUUGAUGUACCUCGUCUGCCCCCGAUACUGUCAUCGUUUUGUCGGCUACCUCGAGGAGGAGGCUGUCAUCACUUACUCCAAGCUUAUCGAUGCCAUCGACGCUGACCAGCUUCCAAUGUUUUCCAACAUGAAGGCUCCACUCUUUGCGCGCCAGUACUACAAUCUUCCCAAAGAAGCCAUGGUGCGCGACGUCUUUCUGCAAAUUCGAGCAGACGAAGCUUGUCAUCGCGACACAAAUCACUUCUUCUCCGAUCUGAAGCCGGACCAGCCGAACACCAAAGUCGACCAUUUGCGCAAGGGCCAUUUUCAAAACCAGAACGUGCAUUCAGGCGUCUUGAAGCUCCAGAGAGAGGCUCAAAGCAAGGUGAUGCAUGAAACCUUUCAGAGCCUAGAUCACGAUCACGACGGCUUCAUCAGCACGGAUGAUUUGCGCUGGGCCUUCCAGCAGCAUGAUACACCCUUCAACGACGAAGAUUUGGACGAGAUGGUAAGGAAAGCAGACAGGAACGGGGACGGCAAGAUCGACUACCAAGAGUUUGUCAAAGUCAUGAGUGAAGGCGACUUCCAUUGA